AUGAGUCCAACUACUGUCACUGUUACCAAAUGUCCUGACGGUGACGCACUUAAUCGACGUCCUACAAUAAACACUGGGUUUAAUGCUUCUGUAACUGAAGACCCUUAUGGUGGAAGCGCCGUCAACCAAU
Messenger RNA from Dentiscutata erythropus, 130 nucleotides. The record is from the annotation of a GenBank genome assembly. NCBI's taxonomy places the organism in Eukaryota, Fungi, Glomeromycota, Glomeromycetes, Diversisporales, Gigasporaceae.